AUGGCAAUGGAAACGCCCAUCAGCGAGUCACCACAUCCUUCUCUUGAAGAACAGAUCGCGUCUCUCACGCAGACGGUGCAAUCCAACAGAGAAUCUCUUGAUGAUGCUACCCGAUUGAGGACUCUCAAGGCAGCACGAGGCCUCCUGGACGCCCUGGGGUCUCCACCAGAGACUGUGAUGCAAGAUGUGGUUUUAAAUCCUGUUUUGCUUAUGGCCCUUCGCAUGGGGGUGCAGCUUGGGGUAUUCCGGAUGAUCUGCGACCGCCAAGAGGAGGGGACAACUACUGAGCAAAUGGCGGCCCAGUCAGGAGCAAGUGUUAUCGUUGUCGGUGGGUUUACGUACUUGUCCUCCUACAAUGCCGGCUGCAAUAUGGAGUUGCGGUUGUUGUUGGCCGCCGCGGGAUACGUGUCAGAGGCAGGAGUCCACACCUACAAGCCUUCCCCUCUCACCAUGGUGAUGGCGGAUGGGACCCUUGAGGCGACAACUAGAGCAUGUUUCGAUAUUGGAAACUACUGCACUACCUAUGCCCCAGAGUACUUCCGUCAGAAUCACAAUCAGUUCCCGACAUCCGCAGAAGAUACCCCCUUCCAGCUCGCAAAGAACACUCCCAUGAGUUACUUCGCGUGGCUGGGACAGAACCCGUCCCUGGCCAAGGACUUCCAGCAAUGGAUGACACUCAAGCAGCAAACAACCCCGAACUGGGUGGACUGGUUUGAUAUUCAAGGCAAACUCAUUGGGGGCUUUCGCAACCAGCCGGGUGAUGUCUUGCUUGUGGAUGUGGGUGGUGGCGAAGGACAGUAUCUCCAUCCAUUCAAUGACAAAUUUCCUGAUGCCCCAGGGCGUCGCAUUUUGCAAGAUCUACCGCAAGUGAUCUCCACCAUCAACAAUCCACCCAAGGGUAUUGAGUUGAUGGCGCAUGAUUUCUUUACUGCUCAACCUGUGAAAGGCGCUCGAGCAUACUAUAUGCAUUGGAUCCUGCAUGACUGGCGAGACGAGCAAGCGCACAGUAUCUUGAGCAAUAUUGUCGGAGCCAUGGAACCAGGUUAUUCUCAAUUAAUCAUCAACGACCAGAUCAUCCCUGAUCGGGAUUGCGACUUUCCCACCGCGUGUAUCAGUAUUAUGAUGAUGCUCCAGGUCGGCGCCUUCGAACGCACCGAGAAACAGUGGCGUGAUCUUCUUACAUCUGUAGGCUUGAAGGAUGUUUCCUUCUACCAACCACCAAGCAAUGGGGAGGGCAUCAUUGUUGCCACAAAGGCGUGACCUGUUCUUGCAUUAUUGGGUUGAAUAGAUGUACAUUUCUGGCACCAUAGACAAGGAUUUAGAAUAAGG
Messenger RNA from Aspergillus pseudonomiae, 1329 nucleotides. RefSeq names its product O-methyltransferase-domain-containing protein. Gene Ontology annotation, molecular function: O-methyltransferase activity. The coding region runs from base 1 to 1260 and encodes 419 amino acids. The record is from RefSeq and is a predicted model, not a curated record. The transcript is spliced from 6 exons. Lineage: Eukaryota; Fungi; Ascomycota; Eurotiomycetes; Eurotiales; Aspergillaceae.